AGGGAGAGGUAGAGGGUAAGGAAAGAGAAAGAGGUGGGGAAGAGAAGUGCAUUGUUUUAUUGCUUGCCGCGAACGAUCGCUUGUCGGAGAAGUAGCUCUUCGGAUGAAACGGAAUUAACAUUACAGCCGAUCACCAAUUUAUGUCUCGUCUUUGACACUUGUUUGUGCUAUUCGGACAAACGGAAACAUAUGAGGAUUCGUUGUAUUUAUGUUUAUCCGCAGCUCCUUUUUGGAGCUCUAAAUAUUUUUACUGAUAUCUAUACUUCUCUUCACGAUUCACAUGCUUUGGAGUCCUAUGACUUGCAGAUAAUAAACCAGCAACAUGAGAGCUCAAAUUGAAGUGAUCCCUUGCAAAAUAUGCGGGGACAAGUCGUCCGGCAUCCACUAUGGGGUCAUCACCUGCGAAGGCUGCAAAGGCUUCUUUCGGCGCAGUCAACAGAAUAACGCCAUGUACUCCUGCUCACGACAGAGGAAUUGCCAGAUAGACCGUACCAACCGCAACCGCUGCCAGCACUGCCGCCUGCAGAAGUGCUUGAACCUGGGCAUGAGCCGCGACGCGGUCAAGUUCGGCCGCAUGUCCAAGAAGCAGCGCGACAGCCUGUACGCCGAGGUGCAGAAGCACCAGCAGUCCCAGGAGCGCAACUCCAUGGCGGCCAACGGCAACCUGAACAUGGUGGGCUCCCGGGGGCCGGCGGACGAGGGCGGGCUGGGCGACGGCGGCAUGGGCCUGGGCAGCAGCCACACCACGCGCACCUACAGCCGCGGCUCCAGCGCCGCGCUCAGCGACCUGGACGACAUCACCGACCUGCCCGACAACCUGCUCUUCGACCUGCCCCUCACGCCGGAGGGUGGAGCGACCGGCGGGGGCAGCUACUGCAGCCUGGAGCUGCUGGGCGGCGGGGGCAGCGGGGGCAGCAGCUCUCACAGCUCCUCGCAGAGCUCGCCCGAGCAGAGCGGGCAGGAGUACAGCGACGGGGGCAGCUCCGGAGGAGGAGGAGGGGGCGGACGCGGGGGCAACGGCAACAACUUGCACAUCAAGCAGGAGCAGUACCAGCUGCUGCACGACUCCAGCAUGUUCACACACUCGCUGCUCAACAACUCGUCUGACGUCUGCUCCAUGAUGGAAAUAGAACGCAUCACCCAAAAUGUGGGGAAGUCCCACAUGGAGACCAGUCAGUACAGCGCAGAGGAGCUGAAGAAGCUCGCCUGGAACACCUACACCGCAGAGGACACACGCUGCUUCCAGAACAAGCCCGUGGAGGUGAUGUGGCAGCAAUGCGCCAUUCACGUCACCAACGCCAUCAAGUACGUGGUGGAGUUCGCCAAGCGCAUCACUGGAUUCAUGGACCUCUGCCAGAACGACCAGAUCAUUCUCCUGAAAGCAGGCUGCCUGGAUGUUCUUCUGAUUCGCAUGUGCCGUGCCUACAACCCUGUCCACAACACACUGCUCUUCGACAGCAAGUUUGCCGGCCCCCAGCUCUUCAAAGCUUUAGGCUGUGAUGACCUUGUGAACGCCGUGUAUGAGCUGGCCAAGGGCUUCAACCGCUUGCAGCUCAGCGACGAGGAGAUGGCGCUAUUUAGCGCCGCCGUGCUCCUAUCCCCAGACCGGUUGUGGCUGACAGACACGCAGCAGGUGCAGAAGCUUCAGGAGAAAGUGUACCUGGCACUGCAACACAGUCUGCACAGAAAUGGUGCUUCAGAGGAGAAACUGACAAAGAUGGUGUCCAAGUUGCCCAUGAUGAAGUCCAUCUGCAAUCUCCACAUCGACAAGCUGGAGUUCUUCCGUCUGCUUCACCCGGAGACCGCCUACAGCUUCCCACCACUCUACCGGGAGGUCUUCUGCAGCGAAAUUAACUUCCCCGACUCCACCGAGGGCUAGAGGCCCACACCAGGCACAGAGAGACUGGCAGACACAACAGAUAUUUAGGGAUGGAGACAGAGAGAAGGGGUGGGGGUGGGGGGGGGGGGGUCAGAAUAAAGUGGCUGAAAGCAACCAGCAGCUCAACGACAAUCCUGCACAGAACACUUUAGGACACACUAACACCCCCCCUCGCCUGACCUCCUGCCCUGAGUCUAACUUGCACUGCGCCAUGAGCAGGUCCACGUUACCGUUCUCACCCGAUCUAAAGGACAUUAGUCGCUGGCUACUGUGCAUGCUACCUGAUGUUAUCUCUCUUUUUUUUUCGUGUACCGGUUAGACUCAUUUGGUGUCAGGUUUUUAUUGUGCUGAGUCUGGGAUCUCAGAGAAGAGUCCCAGGACGACACAGCUCUUGUUUUCUUGUUCCUCAUGUUAGUCCAGAUCAUAUUGAAUGUACCUUACCGACAUGCAGCACAGUACCAGAUCAUCCCACGGUCUGCUCAGCCAAGCCAGGCAGACGUAUAAACACCUGAUUGGAUUUAACCAUGUCCCCUCAGGAGUGCUUACACUCAAUGUUUAUCUCCUCCUUAUGAACAAAACAGUUGAAAGGGACCAAGAUCAAACUAAAACCAUGCAGUGCAGAUGUAACACUUCUUUCUCUUUUUUUGAAAAAAAAAAAAAAAAGCUUUAUAGCAUGUUAAUCACUGUAAGUGACCCAGGGUCCGGACUGUCACACAGGCUGACCCACGUUCUUGCACAUGCAACACUAACGAAAGCACUUGCGGUGCUGACCUGAGCGUGUUUCCAUGCACAGGCUCACGCACCAGUGUUUUAAACUUUUUUUUUUUUUCUUAUUUGUUUUUGUUCGUUUUCAAAUGCGAUCGAUAACCUCAGUCCCACUUCCUUUUCCCUUUCAAAUGCCACUUGGACAGUGUGUGCGUGAGAGAAAGUGAGAGAGUAAAAUACAUAUUUUUUUAAUGUUGCAUUAAUUUAUAAAUACACUCACAUUAGUUGAAAAUCUUACAGGAAAUGAAAAGCAUAUAUAUAGAGAGGGAUAGAUUUAUAUAUAGAGAUAUAUAUAUCCAUAUAUAGUAUACAUUGUCAGAAUGAGAAGGGUUUAGACAGAGGAUAAAAUACCAGAACAGUGUGAAUGUCCUAACCCACCCCCACCCCAUCCCGUUAAUCAUGGCAGCCAGAACAGAAAAGUGAUUGGCAUUUUAAAAUUUGACAGUAGGUUGAUAAAGGUGAAUUCCUGAGGCAGAUGAAAGACCAUUUACUGACUCAAGACCUCCCCCUUAUACACACACACAUACACACACACACACACACGUACACUUGACUGUCUCCACCACCGACUCUGCCACAGACUUAGCGCUCAGACGAGACCUCUUGGUUGGUUUCACUCGGUCCCUCACCCCGCUCAGGUUUUGCUGCUCAUAGGCCCCUCUGGAAGUGUCACCAACUCAGACUCACAGACUAAUGCAGGACUUUGGCUGGGGCUCUACCUCGUUGAGACGGAGAGAGAGAGAGAGAGAGAGAUGGAGAGAGAGAUGAGAGAUGGACGGAAGGGUGCAGGGCAGGCUCCAGCUGGAAAAGAGCAUUCCGGAGCAGAGAAGCAACUGGAAUGUUGGGCCACCCCCCCACCCCCUCCUCCUCCUCCUCCGCAACCCCCCCCAACCACCCCCCACCCAAGAAGUGCCGCAAGAAUCCCCAGUCAAGAGAAGACUGUGGGAAAGUGGUGCCCAGACUGUGGCUUAGAAAAAGCAGCGGAGGCAGCCGGACACUUUGAACUUGGGUGAUGGGAGAGAGAGAGAGAGACAGACAGACAGAAAAGGAAAACCAGAGGUGAAGAAAAAGAGAAAAAGAAAAAAAAAACAGACAGGCUUUGAGGAGGUGUGCUGUCCUACUCUCUCUCUUCUCACACAUGUGUUAAUCCUGUGUUUUUGCUUCAUGUAUGAGAGUGAUAAUGCGAUUCAGGGUCAGCAUCGUGUUCAUGUUGUAUAUUCACCUUCCUCUUGUCGCUCAGUCCUUCGACCAGACACACUUUAUGGCGCACCUAAGGGUUGACAGAGCCAUCAGCUACCCCCCUGAGUUAGGGAUUAAUAUGUUUAGGUAAUAUAUAGAUCAUAUUUUACAUAGCUACCAAAGGACAAUACGAAGAAACAAAUCUAUUUUAUGCAGAUGUAUUUUUCCACAGUUUGUUAAAACUCUAGACUAGGAGGGUUUUAUCAGAUCUUUUUUCUCGUCCACAUUGUACAGUGUUUGUAAAAGCCUGGCCUUUUGGCUUACUCGAGUGUUCACAGCCUCCGUGCGUACAAACAGGGAGGUCCUGCAAAAGCUAGCCGCAGAUGCAUAUCUCUGACUGAGAGAUUUUGGCGUGGCAGGAAAACACUUUGUAACGACCAGGCCCUCUGAGGGGAAUUUCAGAUGAACCUUGGGGCCAGAUUACAGUACGAAAAAAAAAAAAAAAGCUUUUUCAUUGUGUCAACAAAAACUGAAGAUAGUGGUUAAACUUGGAUUUUUCCUGUUCAGCUCUUUGAAAGUACUGCAGAACGUUUCACGUAUUGCACUGCUGGAACAGUGCCCUUCUCCAUUACUGUAUAUGUUUUGUUUUCUUGAUGAACUUGAUGAGAGUUUAUAUAUUCGUUUUUAUUUUCUGGGUGCUCAAGACAGUGUCAUAAUAAUGGGACUGUGCAAUAAUCAGUCUUUUCAGUCAGUUUCUCCAGAGUACAGCCUCUUGUCCAAAUGGAGGCUUCUCUGGCCCAUACAAGCACUCCAGCAGGCAAACAGUUAACAGUCAUACCAGACAAACCAUGUCGACACCAGUCAAGCAUUAACUGGCUUCAGUGGAUUUGUAAAAGGCCGUGUAGGACUGUAUCAGUGUACGUGCUAUGAGUGUCCAGAGUUUUAGAUUGUCAUUGUAUGUUGUGAAGUGUAACUUGCAGCCCUGAGAAAAAGAAAAAAAAUACAAACUGCCACGUUUUCUUUCCCCUGUCCGUGGAUGCAGUUGACAAAAGGUGUGUGCAAUUACAUUAACACUCGCAGUCACUCAGGGAGAUAGCUGGGCUCUCUGUCUGAAAAAGUGUCUUCUUCAGUUAGCCUAGCAAGACACCUUGCACCGAAUAGAAGCCCUUAAACCUUGAUCACUGUGUACAGUAGAUGUUCUCGUGAAUGUUAAUCACCGAAGUAUCAAAGACUUUACCCCUGUCUGAUAUCAAUAUAAUUGCAGGACGUUUGAGCCUGAAAGCGUAGAAGUUUAUAGGAUCUAAAACAUAAGUAUAUAAAAUAUUCAUCGCACGUGUAAGAAACACAUGCGGUGGGUUUUAAUCUCUGAAUCUUGUAUUGGGUUUUUUUUUGUUGUGAUCAUUUGUUCCUUCAUUUCUGUCAUUUUCUGUAUUUUUUUUCCUCACCGAUGUAGUGUUCUCAUUUUGUCUUGGAGAACUAUAAUUCUAUUUUUUUUAAAGAUUUUUUUUAAAAAGAAGAGUCUCUUCACUUGGGGUUAAGUUACAUCAAGUGCUACAGCUGCCAGAAUGCUGACUCUCAGCAGAUGUUAGCAGCUAAAGUGCUGGAUUUAAUUUGUUCCUGUCUUGAUCCCCUGUCUGUCAUGCUUUCAUUUUAUUUGAGAUUAUUAAAAUCACAUGUAGAUUU
Molecule: messenger RNA, 5506 nt
Organism: Sardina pilchardus (European sardine)
Lineage: Eukaryota; Metazoa; Chordata; Actinopteri; Clupeiformes; Clupeidae
Gene: rorca
Product: RAR-related orphan receptor C a
Exons: 10
Coding region: 323-1879 (518 amino acids)
Biological process (GO): regulation of transcription by RNA polymerase II
Cellular component (GO): nucleus
Molecular function (GO): RNA polymerase II cis-regulatory region sequence-specific DNA binding; nuclear receptor activity; zinc ion binding
Source: RefSeq, a predicted model, not a curated record